CUCCUCCCCUCCCGGCCCCUUAGCGCGUGAGUGGCUUGCUGCUUCUCCGCCCUCCGAGAUGGCGCUGGACCCCGCAGGAUUGUAGUAAAAGCUCUUGAGUGACGUUGGCCUAGGAUGAGCCUGGAACUGGCCAGAUCGUUGGAUUGACUCUGGUCGAUUGAACCAGUGGAUCACCUAAAAAUGUCUUGCUGUUUUUAAACAUAUUUGGAGCCACCCAGAGCCCUGCUUGCCAUCGGUUUUUACUUACCUUGCUGUCCAGAGGUCGAGCUUCCUGGGCUUUGAGUCCUUUUAGAUGUCCAAGCAGCAUCUGAGACACGUCGAGAAAGAUGUUCUGAUCCCAAAGAUAAUAAGAGAAAAGGCCAGAGAAAGGUGCUCCGAACAAGUUGAAGAUUUUACCAGAUGUUGCAAGGACUCUGGGAUCCUUAUGGUAUUAAAAUGCCGGAAAGAGAAUUCUGCACUGAAAGACUGUCUAACUGCUUACUAUAAUGAUCCAGCCUUCUAUGAAGAAUGCAAACUGGAGUAUCUCAAGGAAAGGGAAGAAUUCAGAAAAACUGGAGUUCCUACCAAGAAGAGGCUGCAGAAGCUUCCCACAAACAUGUAGGCAAAGCGCUCAUCAGGAAGUCCCGUCUUACGGAAGCCAGUUAUCACUUAACCCAGAAAUGAUGGACUGAAACAAUGUUUGCUCACCCUGAUCAUGAAAAUAUUGAGUUUUUAAAAAUAAAAUACAAAUAUUUAUUUCAGAGUUCUGAUUUAUUAAAUAUGAAAUAGGGGAAAAAAAAUAUAUUGUUCUCCUGGUCUUACCCCAAGUACUGUAACUCUGACUGCAAUCACAGUGCUAACUGUCAUAGAGUUUCAUGUGUACAUUUCCUUCUGAUGGUGCAGGCUGAUGGCUAGUGUGGGAAGAAAGGACUAAAGCAAAGGAGGAAUGGAGCGCCUUCAACACUGCUAACGGCAGCAGUGAACCAGAGCCUUCUUCACUCUACCCCUUAGUGUGCCAGCCACUGUGGCCAGCAGUCUCUUACGGCGAUAACUUAGCCAGCACUGCCAUCAGAGGCUUAUGUGAAAACAGAUGAGAUUUGGUGAAUUAUUUUACUGAAACCUUUGACAGAAAAGUUUCUGCAUUGUUUCUUGAUCUUUUGAACUUGGCUACUGAAAAUACUGUAUAAUCUUGGAUUUUAAGAAGUUGGCAUUGUUAGUGUGAACUUCUGUUUUGUGAUAUUGGGGGUUUGGGAGGAACUGUGGUAAGUUUCUCUUUUAGUGUGUUACCCUAGUCUGAGCUUUUUAUAUUAAAAACUAUUUUAAAAAAACCAGGAAGGCAAGAUUUAACUUUGGCUCCAAUCCUAUGAAAAAAAUUUCUCAUUCAAAUGAAAUGAACCUAGUCAAUGAAUGCAUGUUCAAGCUUCACAGUGUACUCACCAAAGAACUACUUUACUUUUGUUUGAAACUCAAAGAACCCAUUCUCCCAAAGCACAGAUCAACAGAAGGUGACUGGAGGCCAAGCAGAGCAAACUCAGGAAGAUACUGCAGCACGGGGAAAGGCCAAGCAGCCCAUUAUCUCUGCGCUGGCCUUGUUGGCACUGGCACAUUUCUAUUGGACAGGGCUACAGUUGUUUUCAGUGACUCAAAGAAAAGGUACAGUUACUACAAGAAGCCAGUGACAUAGUAACAAGAUUUCUGUUGUGUGUCUCGAAACCAGUAGGUACUAGAUAAACUGUGUUCCCAUUCACCGCUUGCCUGACUAGUGUACCUGCUGCAGAUGUGUCUUUGGAUCCCCGGUUUUUACAGGUUCAUGGGGCAGUUCUAUUUUGGCGUUGGCUCAAUACAAUAAAGGACCAAGAGGAAGGAG
Messenger RNA from Mus musculus (house mouse), 1846 nucleotides. It is a transcript of the gene Cmc1, whose product is annotated as C-X9-C motif containing 1. Gene Ontology annotation, biological process: mitochondrial respiratory chain complex IV assembly; protein folding. The record is from RefSeq and is a predicted model, not a curated record. Gene Ontology annotation, cellular component: mitochondrial intermembrane space; mitochondrion. The coding region runs from base 293 to 601 and encodes 102 amino acids. The transcript has 7 exons. NCBI's taxonomy places the organism in Eukaryota, Metazoa, Chordata, Mammalia, Rodentia, Muridae. Gene Ontology annotation, molecular function: protein folding chaperone.